This is a messenger RNA of Oncorhynchus nerka (sockeye salmon), 5127 nucleotides long. RefSeq names its product specifically androgen-regulated gene protein-like. The record is from RefSeq and is a predicted model, not a curated record. Bases 2731 to 4656 code for a protein of 641 amino acids. Lineage: Eukaryota; Metazoa; Chordata; Actinopteri; Salmoniformes; Salmonidae. The transcript is spliced from 5 exons.
UUUCCUCUAAGAAACUGUUUUUAUGCUUUCAAGCAUGAUUUGACACAUCAAAUCAAAUUGUAUUUGUCACAUGUAAACAACAGGGUAUGUUUCGUUAGAAUUGUAUGCGAUGUGUAGAUUAUACACAGUCUGAGGAUACACUGGUAUUGGUAAUUGAAGAGGAAACUUUACUGUACAGUUGUUUUUAUAUUAUUACGACCAAAGUUCGACUAUUGGCCCCGUUGUGAAUGUGCCUAUCUAUACAGAGGCGUAAAAAAGCCCAGGCUACUAUAUCUAAUAUGUUUUACACGGCUGUGAUAUAUCUCUCUCAUCAAGAAGACUGACAGACACAGAUGUUCGUUCACACUGCUGUGGUCAUGUUAUCUUAUGGUUCACUGCUAUGGUUGAGACACCACCCUGGAAGACAACAGAAAAGCACUGAGUUGCCAUUCAGUUGGUCAAUUAUGGGAGAGAUAGAUUCAGACAGGUGUACUGUGGGAAAGUUUUCCACAAGAAAGAUGAUUGACACAAUUCAACAUCAUAGUCACUGUUAUGUCAUGUGGGGACCAGACCAAAAGGCAAGCUCUAAUGUAGACUAUAGAUUAGUGAUAUGUGCCAAUGCGUACUUGAGAUUUCAAUGUUUGCCAAUCAAUAAAACUAUUCCCAAAGCCUGGACAUUGACAUUUUAAUGGUGCAGACUGAGUGCCAACUGCCAAGCUAAACAUUAAUGGAAUAUUUCUUCAUGCAUGUACUCUGUGCAGGUUGGGAGUUGCACAACAUGGUGUGGAUGUCUGUUAUGAACCUUUAUUUACUGUAAAUGAUUAACUAGUUCUUUACUUAACCAUUACAUGCCCAGGUUAGUCUUUUUGAGAUCAAAUAUAUUUUUGAAGAGAUACCUGGUCCAACCAAGACCGCAGCAAUGCUUUUGCUCAGCCUGUCCUUCAUGUCACAGGACAUACUUCACAUUUCUCUCUCUGGCCUCUUUUAUCGCCACAAUAAGAUCACUGUCACUCAUUGAAAUGGAACCUAAGGCAAUCCCCUUCCUGAAUCCCAGGGCUUUCCAGCGGUUCAAAGUGCACUGAAGAUCAGGCCAUACAGUGGACACCGUGCUACCCCUUUCAUUUACAGUGCACCUAAUCAGCUCUCUCUAUUUCCCCUUCUGCUUUGUAAUUUACUUGAAAUGCACAGAGGUACAGUCUUAGAAAAAAGUUGCUAUCUAGUGAACCCUUUGAAGGACCUUUUUUGGGUCGAUGUACAACCCUUUUCCCCAGAGGAUUCUAUACUGAACAAAAAUAUAAACAAAACAUGUAAAGUGUUGGUUUCAUGAGCUGAAAUAAAAGAUCCCAGAAAUGCUCCAUGUGCACAAAAAGCUUAUUUCUCUCAAAUUUUGUGCACAAAUUUGUUACAUCCCUGUUCGUGAGGAUUUCUCCUUUGCCAAGCUAAUCCAUCCACCUGACAGGUGUGGCAUAUCAACAAGCUUUUUAAACAGCAUGAUCAUUACUCAAGUGCACCUUGUGCUGGGGACAAUAAAAGUCCACUCUAAAAUAUGCAGUUUUGUCUCACAACACAAUGCCAAAGAUGUCUCAAGUUUUGAGGGAGCAUGCAAUUGGCAUGCUGAUGCAGGAAUGUGCACCAGAGCUGUUGCCGGAUAAAUUAAUGUUAAUUGCUCUUAUAAGCCGCCUCCAACGUCGUUUUCGAGAAUUUGGCAGUGCGUCCAACCGGCCUCACAACCGCAAACCACGUGUAUGGCGUUGUGUGGGCGAGUGGUUUGCUGAUGUCAACGUUGUGAACAGAGUGGCACAUGGUGGCGUUGUGGUAUGGGCAGGCAUGAGCCAUGGACAAUGAACACAAUUGCAUUUUAAUCUAUGGCAAUUUGAAUGCACAGAGAUACCGUGACGAGAUCCCGAGGCCCAUUGUCGUGCCAUUCAUCUGCCGCCAUCACCUCAUGUUUCAGCAUGAUAAUGCACAGCCCCAUGUCGCAAGGAUCUGUACACCAUUCCUGGAAGCUGAACAUGUCCCAGUUCUUCUAUGGCCUUUAUACUCACCAGACAUGUCACAAAUUGAGCAUGUUUGGGAUGUUCUGGAUCGAUGUGUACAACCGCGUGUUCGAGUUCCCACCAAUAUCCAGCAACUUCGCACAGCCAUUAAAGAGGAGUGGGACAACAUUCCAUAGGCCACAAUCAACAGCCUGAUCAACUCUAUGUGAAGGCGAUGUGUCUUGCUGCAUGAGGAAAAUGGUGGUCAGGUUUUCUGAUCCACACCCCUACCUUUUCUUUAAGGCAUCUGUGACCAACAGAUGCAUCACUGUAUUCCCAGUCAUGUGAAAUCCAUAGAUUAGGGCCAAAUUAAUUUAUUUCAAUUGACUGAUUUCCUUAUAUGAACUGUAACUCCGUAAAAGCUUUGAAAUGAUUGCAUGUUGUGUUUAUAUUGCCCUUGACAAUCAACCGCUCUCUUUCAUGGAUGAUGUUGGCUUUCACCGACUGGUCGAGCACCUUGAGCCCUGGUACACACUAUCAAACACAGCUGGACAAGAUGAUGGAAACGGACACAGUGACAGUGCCCCCCGAGGUAGAGAGGCCACGGACAGACCGAGCUGAAACUUCCCUGCUUUACAUGAAUGAUGAAAUCCUGGUUGAUACUGAACAAAUGAACAAAGAAACAACACAGCAAUUACUUCCCCAUCUGGAUCCAUCUGUGACUUUCAGCCAAUUAGCAGAGGCCCCCUGAACCCCUGGCACCUGUCCCUGUGCCAUGCCGAAGAGUGACACGUGGCCGGGCGGCGUUGCCAUGGAAUCCUUGAUCAGUAUGGAUAGCACUGGGAGCUGUGACAGUGUGGUUAGCAUGAACUCUGGCUUUAGUGAUGACAGUCUGGAGCACCUCUCUGCUGAGGAGCGGGCAUGCCUCAUGUUUCUGGAGUCCACCAUUGAGUCCCUGGAGAUGGAGGAGGACAGUGGCCUGUCAAAUGAUGAGCCAGACCCCAGCAGCCUGGCAGCCAAACCUGGCCACCUCUCUAUGGGACAGGCCAGAUUGGAGGAUGUAUCAGAACUCCAGCAUUCUGACUCAGGAAGGGAUCAGAAGUCCUUUCUGAACUGCAUAGUGCCUACACCACUUAGAGUGGCAAAUAGCCUUGCCAGUAUCCAGCUCAAAGCCCCAGGUUCUGCCACCCAGCCCACUGCUCCAGCUGAAGCAAUUGAGCCUAGAGCCCCAGCCCCAGUAGUAGCAACCCAGCUCAAUACCCCAGGGACAUUUACUGAUCUCAAACCUCCAGGGGUAGUCACUGAACCCACAGUCUCAGAGGUAGUCACAGAACGUAAAGCUCCAGAGAUAGCAACUGUGCCUAAGUCCCCAGAGUUGAUGACUGACAUCAAAUCUCCUGGGUUGGACACUAUUUCAAAAGUUCCGGUGUUGUCCACUGAGUCUAAAACUCUAGAGUUAGCUGCAGACCCAAAAGCUUCUGCCUCGGACACGACCCCAUCCUCAGCCACCUCAGAUAAUUCUGUGGACAACAUGCCUAAAGGAGUCUCUGUAGACAGCAAGUCUGCAAAACGGCAAUCUAAGGUUCACUCUGAGCUGGAUAUGAAGCUGAUUCCCCCUCCCUCAGACUUCAGGGAUGAUAAGCCAGAGGAGGAGAGUGAACUUCCAGUGCCUGCAGUACUCAGAGUUCCACUAACCUACAGUGAGCUGGAGCAACUACGCAGGAGAGCUCCACCUGCCUCGCCUGGAGCCCAACAGACACCACCUUCUAAACCUCCUGUUGAUCUGCCUGUACCUGUUAGUACCAACUCACCACCCUCUCACUCAGAGGCCCUAACCAUCCCCAUUCCUGAGACCCUGGAAACAAAGAACCCACCUGCCGUGGCCCCUAAGCCCAAGAGGCUUCCCUCCAACAUCAUCCAGAAGUCCCACAAGUCAGAUAGUCACCCAGGCCCCCCUCUCUCCUUGCCCAUUGACAGGUCGAUCAUUGAUCCCCAGAAGGUGCGUUUGGAGGCUCUACGGAAGCUCGGGCUCCUGAAGGGUGAGGAUGGAGACUCAGGCCCUGUAGUUUCACCCAAAUCCCGGAAGUCAUGGGCACCCACUCCCUCUCCUCGCAGCCCAGAUGCCACCCAGACCCAAGCCCCAGCCCAAAUCCCUACUACUUCCCCAGCCACUACCCCUGGCCAAGUCCCAGCCACUAUCCAUACCCCAAUCCCAGUGCCUGCUGCAGUUGCUGUCCCAGCUACCACAGAACCAGCCCGAGCCACUACCCUUGCUCCACUUCCAGCCCCAAUCCAAUUUAGUGACAAUGCCAAAGCUCUGCUCUUGCCCCUUACAACCCCUCCUUCACCACCCAAGCAUAUUCCCCCUCCUGUAAGGGUCAAAUCAGCCACUCUGGAGCGCACCAGCAUGGGCCAGAGAAGCUACAUGGCCAGCAAUGCCUCCCUCAGGGCAAACCAGGCUCCCAGUGUCCCUUUGUCCCCCAGAGACCAGCGUUACUCUAGACCCCGCCCGGCCUCCCUAGGAACUGGGAAAGACUUCAUGAAUGUUCAGGGUGAGGCCUGCCACCCCCAACCAGGUCAUGGGGAGUCUCAGAACAAGCUGCCCCGUUCCCAUGGUAUCAGUGUGCUGAUCUGCCCCAACAGCAAGAGUGGAGAAGACCGACGAGAGGCCUUGAAGAAGCUAGGACUGCUGAGCGACUGAGGGAAGGGAGAGGGGAAAUGGAACUGCACCAUUAUGAAAUCCAAAUGAGGGGUGAGGUCUGAGGAGGAGGAAUGUCCUUAAUAUGGAUUCUGUAUAACUAAGCCCUCCUCUAGUUUUUGACACUGAAACUUAUGAGAAGAUUACUCUCUCCAUAAGGCCUUCUUUGAAGCAACAUGCAGAGAGCACUAUUUGUUUGAUGAAGGAUUGUUUGGCUUUACAGAAACCUGCAUAUUUAUGGAGUGUAUUUUUGCCUUCUUGCUGCACAGAAAUGCUGUAUGUACCCUAAGACUGGCUUUCAUGAAUAACCUGUAUCAUACUACUAUGAGAUACUACUUUAACUACAGUUUGCAGUACAGUGAGUAUGUAUGUAUGUAUAUUCCUCGUGAAAUGUGUUAGGCUGUUUGUGAAUCUAAUUUGACAUUCAGUAAUUUGAUCAUUGUCUAUUUUCUAAAUAAAAUAUAAUACACUUUA